Nycticebus coucang (slow loris) is the source of this 2805-nucleotide messenger RNA. It is a transcript of the gene B3GAT3, whose product is annotated as beta-1,3-glucuronyltransferase 3. Lineage: Eukaryota; Metazoa; Chordata; Mammalia; Primates; Lorisidae. The record is from RefSeq and is a predicted model, not a curated record. Bases 1391 to 2398 code for a protein of 335 amino acids. The transcript is spliced from 5 exons. Gene Ontology annotation, cellular component: Golgi membrane. Gene Ontology annotation, biological process: chondroitin sulfate proteoglycan biosynthetic process; carbohydrate metabolic process. Gene Ontology annotation, molecular function: galactosylgalactosylxylosylprotein 3-beta-glucuronosyltransferase activity.
AAAAAAAUACUAAAAAAAAAAAAAGAAACCUAAGAGCCUGACAAUUUCAUCUGGUUACAGCAUAAGCAAGAGUCAUUGGUUGAGUAAGAUGAGCAACAUCAAGCAUUCCUCAGCUUUCUAGUUGAAGAAUUUUUUUUUUUUUUUUGAGGCAGAGUCUCACUAUGUCCCCUCGGUAGAGUGCUGUGAUAUUGCAGCUCACAGCAACUUCAAACUCUUGGGCUUAAGGGAUUCUCUUGCUUUCGCUUCCCUAGUAGCUGGGACUACAGGCACCGGCCACAACGCCAGGCUAUUAUUUUGUAGUUGUCGUUGUUUAGCAGGCCAUAUAUACCCACCAGCUCUGGUGUAUAUGGCCAACUGCUUAGCCAUCUGGAGAUUAUUUUCACAGAAGAGCCCAACAGGGUCCUCACAUUUUAGGCCUGGAUGAUCAGAGCUGGCAGGGUCUUGGAUAGAAAUAGCUGUUAUGUCAAAUGUUCUCACACUGAAGACUACUUCAUUUUAGUUAAUGGCACUUUUUCAAGUUCUCCAUUGUUAUAGUGAUGACAAAUAGUUUCCUCUAUUUUAUAGACUGACCACAAAUCUUAGAGAUUAUUUUACAAGAAAAUGGAUUUUACUCACCAGCUAGGGGGGCAGUUUGUCCUUAACCAUCGUCUGUACCAGGAGAAACUGGUGGGUCUUAAGGGGAGUUGGUUUUUGUUUUGUGUUUUUUAGAAAAAAUGCUAAGGAUGGCUUGUGCUUGUGGAGGAGUUAGGGGAUGAAUUUAUUGAAUUCCCUAGCUCAGGAAAUACUUUGAGUAUUCUCUGUGAGGUGUCGGCUACUUUGGCGCCCCCACUGUUGUAUGUUGAAAUGUGGACCACAGGAAAUAGUACAGAUCCUGGAAUCAGUGUUUGUUUCUAGAAGGAACACAGCGUGUUGUCCUGUGGCAAUGACAUCGUUCGUGCCAACCUGAGUUUCUUAUCCAUAAAAAGGGGACUGCCGGACAGAUGAGUAAGAAAAUCUGGGCACAGGGAUUGGAUUCCCUGGGUACGUAUUGGGUUGCUCAAGCGAUUCUGCGUUCAAGGGGCGGGUCUCGAAGUAGGUCCCAUGUGCUGCCACCCGGGCUUCUGUCUGCCGGCCAAGCGCGCUUGACACGCCGGAUGUGACGUCACUGUCCCGUGUUCCUGGGACCAGGAGGUGGGACCGAAAAUCAACUUUAGGAAGGGACGCUAGGUGACCGGAAGUGGGUGUUAGGCUACACGGCCAGGCCCUGCUGCCAGAGAGCCGGUCGGGAGCGCCAGAAAGGCGGGACGCAGGGCGGGGCCGCUUCAGGGGUGGCGCCUAGGGACGAACGGGGGGCGGGGACCCCUGGUCCCCUCCCGAUCCCGCCCGCUUCGGCGCCCGCGGCGUCGCGGCCAUGAAGCUGAAGCUGAAGAAUGUGUUUCUCGCCUACUUCCUGGUGUCUAUCGCCGGCCUCCUCUACGCGCUGGUGCAGCUCGGCCAGCCAUGUGACUGCCUCCCUCCCCUUCGGGCAGCAGCGGAGCAGCUUCGGCAGAAGGAUCUGAGGAUUUCCCAGCUGCAAGCUGAUCUGCGACGCCCACCCCCUGCCCCUGCCCAGCCCCCUGAACCGGAGGCAUUGCCUACUAUCUAUGUUGUUACCCCCACCUAUGCCAGGCUGGUACAGAAGGCAGAGCUGGUGCGGCUGUCCCAGACAUUGAGCCUGGUUCCCAGGCUGCAUUGGCUGCUGGUGGAGGAUGCUGAGGGUCCCACCCCACUUGUCUCAGGGCUGCUGGCUGCUUCUGGCCUCCUCUUCACACACCUGGUGGUCCUCACACCCAAGGCCCAGCGGCUUCGGGAGGGAGAGCCAGGCUGGGUUCGGCCCCGUGGUGUAGAGCAGCGGAACAAAGCCCUGGAGUGGCUCCGGGGCAGAGGGGUUGCUGUUGGUGGGGAGAAGGACCCUCCACCACCUGGGACCCAAGGAGUCGUGUACUUUGCUGAUGAUGACAACACCUACAGCCAGGAGCUCUUUGAGGAGAUGCGCUGGACCCGUGGCGUCUCAGUGUGGCCCGUGGGGCUGGUGGGCGGCCUGCGAUUUGAAGGCCCUCAGGUACAGGAUGGCCGGGUUAUUGGCUUCCACACAGCUUGGGAGCCCAGUAGGCCUUUCCCCAUGGAUAUGGCAGGAUUUGCUGUCGCCCUGCCCUUGCUGUUGGCUAAGCCCAAAGCCCAGUUUGAUGCUGCUGCUCCCCGGGGCUACCUGGAGAGCAGUCUCCUGAGCCAUCUUGUGGAUCCCAAGGACCUGGAGCCACGGGCUGCCAACUGCACUCGGGUCCUGGUGUGGCACACACGGACAGAGAAGCCCAAGAUGAAGCAGGAGGAGCAGCUGCAGCGGCAAGGCAGGGGCUCAGACCCAGCCAUUGAGGUGUGAUGGCGUCCCCACCCUGACUACCACCUCACUUCAGGCACAGACCUUGUGGGACUGGGCCCCAGGCCUGCCCAGGAUGUGGUUUUCCAAUCCUGACCCCUCAAAACCAGAGGUGCCCCCUCCACCUCUCCAGGCCCAGGGCUUGGCCUUGCUGCUUCUUCCCUCCCCUAGCCUGCCACGUGGCACUACCUAGAGACUGGGCACAAGUGGCCCUUGUAUUGAGUCAGGUUGGCUCUGUCUGGGGUGGUGCAGAAAGACAGAUGGACUCAAGAAGGAGGGCAGCAGAGGAACUCAGUAAUUUAUUGGGGCUUGGCAUGCACUGGGGGGCUGGAGGAGCUGGGCUAGACCCUCCCCACCUGAGCAUGCUGACCCCUCCCUCCUACCUCCAAAAUAAAGAAUCUCAACCUGGA